CCGGCAACCACUGACUGAGAGGAUUGCAAAGCUUUAAUUUAAUGAUUUUAUAAUAAUUAAACUAAAGAACUAUUUCAUUAUAUUAUUAUAUUUAGAUUAUAAUGAAACGACAUAGUUACAUAGUAGAAUAACGGUUUUAAAAUUACAGGUAGGCCCUAAUUUUCAUUUCGGUUUUCCUCUUCUGUCUGAACUGUCUGUCUGAAAAGUGAAAAACUAUUAUUUUUAAAUUUUAGCAUCCGUGAAUGACUCAUACGAACGGCCUAGUCAGAAACUGUAUCUUGAGAUCGCCUAUGCCUAUGGUUUUAUAAAAGUGUUAAGUAAUGAUAAUAAAGAAAGCCGGUAAGAUUUUUUAAAUAAAUAUUUAAUUCAAUCAUUUUCUAAAAAUCGAAUUAUAUUGAAUUGAUUGAGCAGCCUAAGUUCGGCCUAAGCCUAGACAAUUCAUUAACAACAGUAAUUCAAGUAAUUAUUUUAAUUUAAUUGUUAUCGAGCUCAACUUGAUUUGAUUAGAGUUAGAGUUAGUACGCAAAGGGGAAAGCUAGAGACUAGAAGGGGGUAUGCUUUUACUAGGGGCAGGUGUAAUACUAAUACUUAUCUAUAAAAGACUCAACUUAUGUCAACUUAUGUCAUUUAUUUAUAUACUUAUUAGUUAUUAAUAUUAGUAGAUAACUUAUAAUAGCUAUAUUGGCUGUAUAUUAUAUAAUUAAUAGAUUAACAGUCAGCAAGGCCUAAUACUAAUAAUAAUUUAGGUUUUGUAAAUAAUAUAUUAGGCCUAUUCACUAUUCACUUUUAUUAUAGUUAUAAUAGUAUUUUUACAUUUUUAGUCUAGGGCUUAGGCCUAAUGCCUAAUAAUUUAAUGUUAGAAAUCAUUAUUAUUUAUUUGUUGUUUAGACAUACAAAGUGGGUAUUUGGACCCGGGUCCCAGAAGUCUGAGAAGUGGGAGGUUGGGAUUAAAAAUUUUUUUUUAAAUAUAAUAUAUAAUAAAUAUUAUUGUAGGGUUUUAAGUGUAAGACAAAAUUUGGUAUCAAAUGAAAGAUAAUUGAAUGGAUUAUAUGUUUGUAAACUUACUUCUUCAGAGAAACUUCAGUUUAACUAAAAUAAACUACCACAAAUGACAUCCGAUUAGCAUUGAGUCUAAAGGGACACGGGUUCAAUAGCGGCUAUGCGUGUCCGUGUAAUAAUGCUAUUCGGAUGUCAUUUGUGUUAGUUUAUUUUAAUUAAACUGAAGAAGUAAGUUUACCAAAAUAUAGUACAUUCAAUUAUCUUUCAUUUGAUACCUAAUUUUGUCUUACAAACCCUAUAAUAAUAUUUUUAAUAUUUAUUAAUUAACCUAAACUCUCACUUCUUAUACCCGGGUCCGAAUAGCCGCAGCCUUAGACUUAUAAUAAAAUAUGAAACAGAUGAAAUUAAAAUACUUAAUUCCUGAAGAAGUUAAAGUUAGCCUUGGAUAAAAAUUAAGGUUUAGAAUUAGAUCAGCUUUGCAUACAUAAUGUUAGGUUAGUUGCAAGCCCAGUGAUUCUGUAUAAUAUUAACUGUUACCUAACUUAAAGUUUAAGGUUAUAGUAUCGUUAAACUAAUUAAACUUAGACGUAAAUAAAAUAAUUUUGCCCAGUAGGCGUAAGGAUCAUGAAAAAUUAAUCUCAUGUGCCAUCAAACCCAAGGCUCAACCUAAAGGAGAUAUGCCAUGAUAUGGACAUUGUUGGUUAGAUUAAAAAAAGACAUAGGACAAUACCUUAUAGGCAUAGUGUAUAACUUUACAGUCAGUAGUAGGAUAAGACACAAGCUUAUUAUUAAGCGUGGAAUUACUUAAAUUGGCCUCUUCAACAAUAAUAUUAAUAAUGAAUGUUCCUUAUCCAUCAAAUCUAUUAUUUUUCUAGGUUUUGGUGAGUUUUAUAACUUGUCCAGGGCUCUACAAUGUACAAGAUAUUAAAAAGGCUGGGCAGUGGAAGCUUUGCACAAGUCUAUCUCUUGAAAACUGCUGAUGGAAAAGAAGUAUGUCUAUGGAACUUCAUUUUUCUGAAAAUUAGUGAGAGUAAAGUUGUGGAAGCAUGCAAUAGCACUGCAUAGCUAUACAUCUUAUAUUCCUAAGCCCGUUGCCCUAGCAUAGGUUAAGAGGCUCCAUACUACAUAAAAAAACAGAAUAUAUAAAUUAAUGGCAAUGUGCAUUUAAUGGCUUAUAACAUAAACUGUUUAGUUCUGCUGUAUUUUUGGUUAAAUAUUAAGUUGGAUUUUAUGUAUUAUUAACUUUUGUUUAUCCUUAAUAACACUUACAUUUUUUUUUCAGUAUGCGCUGAAAGUUUCUGAUACAAGCAAGCUGAAAGAUGUCUCAGACAAGGAUGUGAACUCUGAAGCUAAAUUGAUGAUGAAGCUUGGACAUCCAAACCUGGUACAGUGCUGUGCAUUCUGUUCAAUCAACAGUCACCUGUACCUUAUCACAGAGUGGUGUCAGUACGGAUCCCUUAAAGACUACCUCAAGAGAAAAGCAUCUGCGAAAAGUCAUGUUCCAGAGGAGAGAGUUAUCCUCUGGCUGGGGCAGAUGGCUGAUGUUUUACGUGUAAGCUUCAUUGAAUAUAUUCCUUGCAAAAGCAUCAUUUGAAUUAUGUUAUUUGGUGUCAUCUUGAAAAAAUAGAAUUAAUUAUUCAGGGCUAAAAAAUGUAGGUUAAGAUGUAAAUAAAAAUUCAAAUUAUAAAUUUUUUUAAAAAGAUUCUGUGUUUAUAUAAAAAUAGUAAGGGUUUCUCAUUAUUUUAAAAGCAUGGCUAUGUAUUAAAGGAUAUAUGUAAUAUAAGCUUGACUUUAGAUAUAGGCUAAUUAUUUUAAAAACUUAAUCAACUGGGGAUGGCAUUUAGUUUAAGCCCUUUAACUUGCUCCUUGUACUGUUUUGACUCAGUUCAAGCUUUAACAUACAGUGUGCUUUAUAUAUCCUUUGUUCUGCUAAAAUAUCUUUUUCCACUAUAUUAGGAGUGCACUUGUACUAAUUCUUGUAUUGAUUAUUCUACCUUGGUAGUGGUCUUGCAUGUCAUUAUUUCCUGUGAAAUAUUACAGUAUCUGCAUGCCAGUAAAAUAGUUCAUAGGGAUAUUAAGACCGAUAAUAUCUUUCUGGAUGACAGACAAAAUGUUAAAAUUGGUGACCUGGGAAUUGCCAGGUGAGGAAAAGAUGAUUUAACAAAGAUAUUUUAUUUAAACUUUCUUAUUAAUUGUUUUAAAAAAUAUUCAAUAAAUAAGGUUUUAAAUCACGUUUUUAAGAUUUAAAUAAAUAUGUAAAUUUUAUAUCCAAAUCUUUUUGUCCUUAAAUAUAUCUGUAUAGUACAUCACAUUUUAUGAUAAAUACAUUGUUUUUUUUUCCCCAGAGAAUUAGAUUUUACAAUCCAGUAUGCAGAAACAUUCAUUGGUAGUUAUAUCUACAUGAGUCCUGAAAUAUUAAAAACUUCGCGUUACACUACAAAGGUACAGCUACACUUUUAAUAGUUCUCAUUUGAAUUAAUAUAAAAUUAAAAUUUAUUAUCUUUAAUUUGUUUUAAAUUGAAGUACUAAACAUUUGUUACAUACCGUUGUCGGAUUAGAGAAUUUAAUCUCAUAUUUGUCUAAUGCUUCGUUGACAAACAAUACAAAAGAUAGGAACAUACACACACGGUAAAUAAACAAAUAUUUUUCUCGUAAUGUGGAUAGCAAAUAUUUCUGCCGUAACAGUGAUAAUAAAAUAUCUCUCUAUGCAUAUAUAUAGCCUGUUUCAGAGACAUUUCUCAAGUGGGCUUACACAUUGAAUUCCUUUCCUGAUUUGUCUUGAUAUUUCUAUAGGAUUCUAAUAAUACAGGCUAUAGAUUUUAUUUAGUUGUAAACAAGGUCAAGGAGACUAUUUUUAUUUAGCCACACCCUAUAAGCAGCACCGAACUUGGGGUCAUCUAAAGUUAAUUCACGUGAAAGAUGACGUAAAUGUGUUGUCUACAUACAAAUUAAAUACAUUGAAUUAUUCAUAUUUGUAAAUUUAAAAAAAACUUAUUCAUAUGCACUUUAUAUUUUCCAAAAAUGUCAGACUGAUGUUUGGAGCUUGGGCUGUGUAGUUCAUGAGGUGAUGACCCUAUGCCCUACUUUCAGUGGAAUCAGCAUUCAUGAUGUAAUGAAUAAAAUCACAAAAUGCAAGGUACUUAUGACCCUUUUCUUUAUGCGGUUGACAUGAGAUUGGAAUUUAUUUUACAGAUUCAAGUUUGAUUUUUAUUUUUCAUGGCAAUAAAAAUCAUAACAUAUUUUAAUUCAUUUAUACUAAUAAUUAAUAAUACUAAUUAAAGUUUACCAUAAAGUCUAGAGGGGUCAAAUAGUUUUGUGUUUUGACAGAUUGAUCCAAUGCCCAACAUAUACAGUCUCAUCCUUCAACAAUUGGUGCGCACUAUUUUAGAAGUCAAUCCUAAAAAACGACCAGAUGCAACAGAUGUUCUUUUCUAUGUCUGUGUAAGUGGAAUUUCUCAUCCUAAAAAAUUAACUCUAGUACUUAUCAAUUUUUAUUAUUUUUAAAUAUAUUGUGAAAUGGGUAAGGAAUCUUAUGUAAUUAAAAAAUAUUUAUUUUUCAAUAAAAUGUAAAAAAGAAAAAAAAAGCAGCGAUUUCUUCUAAGAAAUAUUUUUAAAUUCACUAUUUAUUUUCUAAAUAUUCUAUUCGGUCAGAUUUCUUUGCGAGUAUGAGAAAAGUUUUCUUAUGGUCUAAAUUUUUUAAGGCAGGAAUGUCAACAAAAUCUUAGAAAGGCGUUUUAAUAUUUUUUAUAUUUAGGUGGGGUUUUUUUAGGGGUGGGGGGGAGAAGAGGGAGGGGGUAUCCAAUACCCCUGUCAUCUUAGUGUCAGUGUAGUGUGUCAAACAUAUCUGAAAGAAAGCAGGUUUGAAUUUAUCUAGCAUCACUCUAGUAAAAUUGGCAGAAAGUAAAGCCCUUAGUUAAAGAACCUGAACCACCUGUAGGGGCUUGGCAUUGAAACUCACCUGCCCACUCUACCUCAACACACAUAGAAAUAAAGCAAGGUGUCAAACAUAACAAUAAAGUUUUGAAUCUUAAAAGUAUUUUUUCUUUUGUUUCUAAAUAUGACAUUGAUCUUUUCUAUUUUCUCUUUGCAGCAAAUUCAAGGCAGACCAUUUGUUUCUGACCAGUUUAAAAGUUUAGAUAAGUUCAUGGUUGACAGCAAUUUGUUACAGCAAGCGGUGCGAGAUUUCGAAGAGAAAUCUGGCCCUAACACUACAAGUCAUCUACCAGAUAUUCCUCAACGUCCACUGCCUCAUCCACGCCCACAAAAAUUAAAUCAUGAAGAUGUGAUCAUGCCGGCCUUGGUGGAUAAAACUGGUAAUCAUCGUCAUCAAAAUUCCAAUCUCAAAUUAUACGAGAAUGAAAGCGAACAUUUUAGCUAUUCUAAGAGUAACACUGCAUCGAAAUCACCCAAGCAGACCAGCAUGCUGCAUUCUUCAGCCUCAUCACAACAAGAAACAGUGUAUUCAACAGGAAGUAGUACAUUACAUGAUGACGAGUGGACAAUUUUGGAGCCUGAGACUUCCACUUUGAUACCUUCCACUAUGGGUAAUGAUUUAAACUAUAGCAUUAGAAUACCUUCCACUAUAGGUAAUGAUUUAAACUAUAGCAUUAGAAUACCUUCCACUAUGGGUAAUGAUUAAAACUACAGCAUUAGAAUACCUUCCACUAUGGGUAAUGACUUUAACUACAGCAUUAGAAUACCUUUUACUAUGGGUAAUGAUUAAAACUACAGCAUUAGAAUACCUUCCGCUUUGGGUAAUGAUUAACUGCUAAAGAUUUUAAUAUGUAUUAAAUAGGCUGAUUGUGAGAAUAAUUAAGUCUUGUUACAUAGCAUAAACAUAACUGUACAGGAAUACAUUGUUGUUUUUUUUUAAAUAAUUGAUCUCAUUACGCUGAUGCAGUGCAAAACCUAGUUUAGGUCUGCCACGUCACUGUAAGACUUAUAAGUUUUAAUGUAAGUAUAAUAAGCAAAUCAAUGCGGGGGUGGGCAUACACUUUAUACCCUCUCCUCUCAUUAAUCUCUGCUCUUUUUGUGUUAAUAAAUUGGGCUUUGAUUUUGUUUAACGAAAUUGGCAUUCAGAGCUCAUUACAGUUUAUCUUCUGCAAAAUUUAGGCUACACCGCUGCAUUUUAAUAGAUCUUAUGUAUCCAGGAUGAUUUAUUUGGCAACAAGAAAGUGAUUUUUUUAUUUACACAUAUAUUAAUUGACCAACUGCUCUUGUUCUAGUGUUUUAUAAAAUGUUCAAUCAGACAACCAGUUCAUGGAAAAGCUUGCUGAAGAGUCUGCCCAGUGGCUGAGGUCAAGGUUAGGUCCUAAAAAACUAUCUGACAAGGUAAAUAGAACUUCAGCUAAAUCUCCCUUACUUACUAAACAUCUCAAUAUAUCCCCAUAUUUAUUUCAUGACUUUUGUUGUGUUACAUUAGAAAUUAGCUGUCCAGCCAGGCUCACACAAAACAAAAAUAGAUAGGUGUCAUUAAAAAAAACUAUCUUUUUAAAUGCAGAUGCAAAAAUAUCUUAAAGAUGAUGCAUCCUUUGAUUUUAUUGUUCAUAUUAAUGACAUUACACUGACAGGAUUCUCAUUUAUUUAUUAUGUACAUUUUAAUGACAUUACACUGACAGGAACCUCAUGUAUUUAUUUUUUACAUAUUAAUGAUAUUACAGGAAUCUCAAGAGAUCAAAGGCAAUGAUUCCACAUCAGAUUCAGAAAAUUCUGUUACUCUGUACACACGAGCUCAGAGAGUCACUUUCAAGAAGGACAAAAAAGAACAAACCACCCCCGAGUAAGUUAUCUGUUGUGCCAGUACUUAGAGCCACCACAUCUCAGUACUUACAGCCACCACAUCUCAGUACUUACAGCCACCACAUCUCAGUACUUACAGCCACCACAUCUCAGUACUUACAGCCACCACAUCACAGUCCUUACAGCCACCACAGCUGAAAACAUGUUCAUGCUAUUUAUCUGAUAUUAAUUUGUUUCUAAUCAAUGAUGCACCUUAGCCACUACAGAUAGAAUUUUAGUUGAAAUGCAUGUUUCCUGCAUCAAUGUUUAACAAAAAUAACCAUUUAAAUCUUUUUAAAACUUAUUAUUCUCUUGUAUUUACAAAAAAAUUUAUUUUUUUAUUAAUGUGGUCAAAUUUAGUACAUUUUGAAGUUUGUCUUAAAUCUUAAUUCAUUUCAGUCACUGUGAUAUAACGCAAGAUGUCAUUGAGGCAGCCAAGAGUGUCAUAAAGUUGUAUGGCCGCAAAGAUCCAAACACAAUGGAGGUGAACGCUGUCCUUCUCAUAUUACAAAAAAGAUUUCUAAAACUAAUGGAUAAUACAGAACGCACUUUGACAUUUAAAGCAGAAAUGAAAAACCCAUCCCCUGUAAAACUACACCUUAACUUCUUAGACACCUGAAAAAAACAUCUAAAAAUCUCAAAUAACUCAUGGAAAGUCUUAUGUACUUGUUAUUUCACUAGUGACAAAUUUUAUUCCCCCUAAGAUUAUUCAUUAUAUCACAUCCAACCUUGAACUUUAUUUUGUUUUUUAGGGAUUUAAAUAACACCUUAGCUCCAUUAAAAAGAAAUAAUGUCUAAAAUGUGUAAGUUAACAAUCGUCUCAUCCCUUAAUUAUACCCCAAGACCAACUUAAUAAAUUAUAAUAAGUAUAACAACUUAAAAUUCAUCAGCUACCGGUACAUGAAAUAUUACCACCAAUGUCACAUGUGUGUCAGCUUCUAUUCCACAGAUAACAAAACACUGGGCCUUUUUUUUUUCUUUACUGAAGAAAUUAGGCUUUGAAUUAUAAAAAAAUAAUAAUAGAGAAUUGUGUUGAGAAAUGUACUUGUGAAUUUCAGAUGAUGCUAAUCAAGGUUUUGGGACAUAGAGAUUUCACAGUGCAUGGCAGGGCUUUAGUGAAUCAAGUUCUACAACAAGAAAGAGUUAACUGAAAGAAUUAGAAAGACUGUCCAAUAACGAGUUAGAAACAAAGAGUCACCUGAGAUAGUUGGAGACUUACAAUAACAGCUAGACAGCUGCAAGUACCAUCAAGCGAUGAAUACAUUUUACAGCCAUUGACCUCAGGAAUAUAUCAAUUAAAACCAACCAUGACCUCUAGCUAAGAUGCAUGUAAUUAGGGCAAUCACCUGAUUAUUUAUGAUGCGGAGUCCCAUAUUUUUAAUUCGUUAAAAAUAUUUUAGCCACAUCUGUUUAUUUCAAAUAUUUGCCAACUGAUCAGAAUUCACUUUCAUUUCCACUUCUUUUUAAAAAUAACCACAGGUUUUCUUUAUUACGGAUCUUUGGCUCUUGUUGAUAAAGACUAGCACUGAAUCAUCACUUAGCUCAGAUAUGUGAUCACGAAAACAUAAAAAUCAUCAUGUUGUUUUGCCUUUCUUUGCAUUUGAUUUAAUGUUGUUGAACUGCUGUAAUGGAAAGUAUUUUUAUUGGUCACUCAAAAAUGAAUUGUCCAUUUAUCAUUUGAAAACCUAUUUUAUUAUUUUUUAUAUAAACUGUUAUAAAGCUGUGGAUCUUAAACUAUCAAAUAUAUGUUGUUUGCAUUUACUGUAAAUUAUGUUAACUUGCCUUUUUUGUGGCUUUAUUGACUUUACAUUAGAAGCAAAUUUACAUGGCUUUGUCCUAAUGUUGGAAGUAAUGAAUGUAAUUUAUUUUGCUUUAAACAAUCAUAAUUGUAUUUUCAGUUAGCAUCAAUUAACAUUUAGAUAGAAUCCAGUUUAAACCAUCCUACACGUUUAUGAAAGGUUAAUGCAAAUUUUAUUCUCUGUAAAAAUGGUUUAAAGUUGUGUUGUGUUUGAUAAUAUUGAUAUUUGCAGGGUGACUGACAGCUGUUUGUUAGUUUAUGUGAUGUAAACGUUUUACAAGUGCCAAGUGAAAUGUAAUGAUAUAAACAUAAACUGAUAAAACAAUUAGCAAAGUAUUUUUAUUGAUAAUGUGUUUUAUAUUUUUAACAGUGCUUAUGAAAAAUUUUACUUUGAAUCUCAAAUAAUUAUGUAUCACUAGGUGAUCUGAAGUUCAAUCCAUCCACACAUUCUAAAGAUUUUUUUUUAAUAAAGUUUUCAUAUUCUAAUAUUUAAAUAGUUUUUUUAACAAUUUACAAAAUGUUGGAAUCAAGAAUUUCAAAUAAAAGCUGAUAUUGAAAUUGUGUCUGUAUAAAUUUAAAUUUUAAUGCUUUGUGUUGGUGUAUAUAGAUAUACAUUCCAGUUUAGAUUAGAUUAUUCAUGACCAGUUAUGAACAAAUAACAGAGCUUUGCAGUUGAUGUUAGCCAUUUGCCUUGAAGCCAAGGUAUUAAAUUGCUCAAACUCUGACUCUUAAAUGACAGCUGGAAUAUUUUGUAUAGAAACUCUAAUAAAUUGAAACAAACAAGUGAAUGAUGGAGUUGACCGAAAAAAAAAAUGAAUUAUGAUGUACAGUUGUCAAUAUCAAGUAAUAAGCAAUUUUGUGUUGAAUUUCUUUCAAAAUAACAGUGACUUACACACUGAUAACUGCACUCUCACUCUCAGUGAGCAGAUUUCAUGAACACAUUAUCAUUGAUUAAACUAAUUAUCUUGCACAUGGAUUAGUAUGACUUUAUAAUUAAUGGAUUGAAAAUAAAAAGAAGA
Molecule: messenger RNA, 9594 nt
Organism: Lymnaea stagnalis (great pond snail)
Lineage: Eukaryota; Metazoa; Mollusca; Gastropoda; Lymnaeidae
Source: the annotation of a GenBank genome assembly